Tuber aestivum (summer truffle) is the source of this 2368-nucleotide messenger RNA. Lineage: Eukaryota; Fungi; Ascomycota; Pezizomycetes; Pezizales; Tuberaceae. The record is from the annotation of a GenBank genome assembly.
AGGCCUUUUGUGAAUACGACCGCUACGCAAACUCCCCCACUUUCACCUUUCGAUCGGCUGAGGCAACUAUUCGUACUGGUGCUCGAGCAGACUAUCAUACUCGCAAAUAACCCUCAACCUACCUUGCGUAUGAUAUAGGAGCUGAGAUCAGUUCUCAUUGCUUCUCCACGACACUGGAAGCACUCAUUUCCUGGGACAUCUGAUUUAUCGGCCCUCACUAUUAGCGUGCCGGUGAUCUUCCUGUCGUCUGGGCUGCUACUCGUAGGGGAGCGUAAUUUCUGCGUUGCCACCACUCUCGGAGACGUCGUUUUUUUUCUCGGCGAAUACCUGUAUUUGUAAGGAUCCUGUGGUUUUCUCUACGCGACUCACUCUGGCGCGCCACAUGGUGCAACUCCGUCCACCCAACUACAGUAUCGGCAAUAAAUAGAUCAAAGCGGCCCUGUAUAAAUAUCGGUGCUGUCGGAGAGCUUUUUGCAACGAGAUAGAUAAGUUGGCGUCUUUUCUUCUACAUUUGCCACCCUUCGCUUGUUGAACAAAUCUUCGUUGUCGUCUUCUCACUAGCCAUCGCCACCCAGGCCCUACAUUUGCGCUUUUUCAACCGCUUCAGAGUGAUACCGGGACCCGAGGAACCUCAAAUUUGAGACAUGGACAAGACUCAAUCCGAUUUGGUUGUGUGGUAUAGAAUGGAGACGGAGUUCUUUCAGGAUCAUGUCAGACACACAAGAUAUGUGGAGAAGGCAAAAAAUAGGAACAGGAAAGUGAGGGAAGAUUGGAGCAAUUGUGAGGAACUCGGAGAGGGAGGUUUCGGUGUCGUCCACAAGCAGAUUCAGAAAAAUACCGGCCACUUUCGUGCUGUAAAGACGAUUGACAAGAGGAGGCUACCUCGCGAUCUCGAUUAUUCUAGGGAGCUCCUUGUGAUGGCCAUAUUAGCAAAGGUUCGCGUUCACCCUUGCGGGAAUUUCUUGUCGUGUUCUAAUGGUUAGUUGUUUUUAGCGUCCGUCAUUAUUUGUCGAGUUCCUGGGCUGGUUCGAGGAACCCGAGAUGCUAUAUAUUGCCAUGGAAUAUCUCGAGGAAGGCGAUCUCACCAAGCAUAUCGGUACACCACUGCCACAGGAGACCGUUCAAAAUAUUUCGAAGCAGAUACUCGAGGGCCUCAACGUAAUGCAUCAACAGGGGAUAGCUCAUCGGGAUCUAAAGCCUGCGGUAUAGUCCUUACCACCAAACAUCUCGCUUGGCAAAUUACUGACAAAUGCAUAGAAUAUUUUUGUAGUUUCUAUGUCUCCCGUCUGGGUCAAACUCGGGGAUUUCGGGAUAUCAAAACGGAUUCAGGCUCAAUCUACCACAACCUUUCACACUCAAGUGAUGACUCAAGCCUACAGCGCCCCCGAGGUUCUAGGGUUGGACUCUAAUAGCGAAACCUCGGACUAUACCAAUUCCGUUGACAUUUGGUCGCUCGGAUGUGUCAUAUACGAGUUGCUUGUAGGGACAAAAUUAUUCACCGAGGGUCGAGUGUCCCGUUACUUCUUCGGUAAAUGGCCCUUUCCCGAAGAUGACCUCAAAAGGCUAUCUCCCCCAACAGACGAUGUCGGAAUUUCCCUACUAAAGUCCAUGCUCGCAAUACAACCCGAGGAUCGCCCAACCGCAGCAGGUGCACUGGGACAUGAGUGGUUGGUGGGCCUUAAGAGUGACGAUGAGGAUAGCGGGGACGAAAGAGACGAAACAACACAAAAUCGUGAUCAAAGUACCCGGAGUAAGAAGCGGGAAAAUAAGCAAGCUAUUCACGGCAAGCCUAAAAAAAGAAGCGAAAGAAAUCACGUGACCCAUGACGACACAAGUUACAUCCCGGGAGACGUAGUUUUAGGAACGAAUCCGGCGUCUCUGGAAUCGGAAUUGGCAGCGGAUGCCUCCCAACUACCAGGCGACUCAUUCCAAGGACCCCAGGGCGCAGAAGGAAAAACGGAUUCGCAAUAUUCCGGAAAUAUUUUCCUAAGGUAGCACCCCGAAAACUAAACCUAGCCUAGAUAUAGAAAGUGUUGCUAACGAGAACUGGCCGCCAAAUACUAGACCUCCUACAAGCGAUCCCCCGACGCCGGACCCUCACCCCGGAAAUAGUCCUCAAUCAGCCCCGGGGGAAAAUAACCCAGCAGAACGCACCACGGCGCACAACGCUGCCACCCCCUCCCCCGACGCACCUGCGAGGGGAAUUGCGCACCGGCGAACCUACCCUAUCCAGAAGAGCAGGUUCAGGUCAGACGAUUCGGAAAGUUCAGAGGACGAAGUCUCGCAGAAUCCCACGCCUAAUGUCCGUGAUGGGGGGGGGCAAUGGGGGCCGGGGUGGCACAACCAUCAAUCGAACGAGAAAUCCUAA